UGUGUCCCAAGCUGCGCACGUAGAGUGGAAGCCAUGGCAACAAAUGAUGCAUCAAAGCUGACCUCGCAAGGGUACCAUGCAUAUCGGAAGGCAAAUGACCAGGUGAAGGGGGCGAAGGCGCCACAAGGAAUCGACGCAACCAUGGCUUUGACAAGCCAAAGCGAUCUGAAGGUUGCAUUCGAAAUGCUGGACGUGAACAAAGAAGGCACUUUGGGGAAGAAGCAGGCCAGGGACUUCCUGCGGUGCGCUGGCUGGUGUUUGCCCGAUGACGAUCUGGAUGCUAUGCUUGUUGGCCAGCUCACCUCAAGCGGUGCCCGGCCAUCCGAGCGGACAAAAUGGAACUUGAAAAUGCUGACAGAUCUCCUGGACCAAAACCAGCACAAGGAGAACUCCAGUGUCUCUGCUGUCCAGCAGUCUUUGCGAAGGCUGGCGAAUAACAGGGCAAAGAUCAGCCGCGAGCGCGUGCUGGAAUUCAUCUCGCAGGACCAUGACCUGACGGAAGCAGAUAUCGAUCAGGUUCUUGGCGCGGUUGGAAUGGGAGGAGCCAAGCUGAUAGACUGUGAUCAACUAGCGGCAAAACUCCUGGAUCGAAUCUGCAACCCGCCCUCGGUGCUUGAAAUGCACGAGUUGGGAACUUGAAUGUAGGCGUACCCGGAAAUGGCAAUCUCUCUGCACAGGCAGGGGCACGAAAAAGAAAGCCCUUAUCUCGAUGUCGCUUUGCCGCGGCUGCGAGUGUACAUAGGCCCUGUCGUAUGCUUGUGAGAGGGCGCGG
Effrenium voratum is the source of this 772-nucleotide messenger RNA. NCBI's taxonomy places the organism in Eukaryota, Dinophyceae, Suessiales, Symbiodiniaceae. The record is from the annotation of a GenBank genome assembly.